UUGACAAGUCAAAGUCAGCUGUCAAGUUGAAGUUAAAACCGGAAGUCUGCGCGAGAGUUGCGAAAACUUCGUACAAAUAAUGACCUUUGCGUAGAAAGUUAGGAACAAUAAAAAACUAGUGUUAAGGAUUAACGUUAAGUGUAACAAUGUAUUUAGCAUGGCUAACGUUUCUAGUGCUGGCUACAGAGGGCUGGGCGCAGGACGACGACGAUGGGCCCUACCGCGGCAAGCUGCUCGGGAAACUCAACUCCUACCAUCACCAGGUGACGGGAGAGGUGUAUGCGGUGGAUGACUGGAGGCUGCUGCUAGUCAACUUCAACUAUGAUGGCACAGGGGACGACACCUUCUUCUGGGCUGGUGACUCAGCACGCCCCGGUCCACAAGGUUUCAUUGUGCCUGAUGAACACGGCAAGACCAACAUCCUGGAGCGGUACUACAACGCCGAGGUGCGCAUCUCGCUGCCGGAGGGCAAGCGCGUGUCGCGGCUGAAGUGGUUCGCGGUGUACGACAUCGCGUCGCAGAACGCGUUCGGCGACGCGUACGUGCCGGACGAGUUCGAGGCGCCGGCGCCGCAGACCGCCGCGACCCUGGCCGGGACCGGGGUCUCCAGCGCCACGCUGCAGCUGCUCGACGCCAAAACUAUCCUGGUACCGGAGUUCCGGUACGACGGCGCGGGCGGCGAGGCGUACUUCUGGGCCGGCGCCGGCCCGCAGCCCAGCGCGCGCGGCUUCAAGCUGCCCGACGAGUACGGAUACCUGGAGCCGAUCCCCGCGUACCGCGGCGCGGACGUGCGCCUGACGCUGCCGGGCGCACACACGCUGUUCACGAUCAGCUGGCUCGCCGUGUGGGACGCCACCUCGCGACGCGCACUCGCCUCCGUGCUGCUGCCCGAGCGGCCCAACGUGCCCCCGGCGCUCACCACCCUGCACCCGCACAGGUCGACGCUGCCGUCGUGCCGCCAGCUGCACCGCGACCUGCAGGUCAGCUGGGAGGUGUUCGGUGUCCAGCUCACAAUACAACUCGCCGGCAAGAUCGGCGAUAACGAGUACAUGGCGUUCGGGAUUUCGGGCUCGAGCACGCGGUCGCAGAUGGAGGGCGCGGAUGUGGCCGUCGCCAGCUUCGAACCCAAGUACCAGCGCGGACGUGCCACCGACUACAACAUCACCGCUCUAGCACCGUGCGUGCAAGUGUUAGGACAGUGGCGCGGCGUGUGUCGCGACGAGCGGCUCGGGGCGCAAGACUCCAACCAAGUGUUGACAGCCUCGAGGAUAGAUGGCGUCACCGUCGUCACCUACAGGCGGACCCUGCAGCCCUCGGAGCCGAUCGACCGUGAGUGGGUGACGGACAAGCCCAUGUCCGUGGUGUGGGCCGUGGGGGCGCUCGACGCCGAGGAGGAGCCCACGUUCCACCGUCUCUGGCCGCGCGUCGACGUCGCGCUCAACAUCUCGCAGACUGCAGACCAGUCCGCCGACGACUGCGUGGAGUUCAGCGUGGGCUCUUCGUCAGCGCCCACACCGUGGGAGACGGCGGAGCUGUUCGACCCGGCGCUGCGCGUGUUCUCGUUCUCGCCGGGCCCGGCGGGGGGCGCGCGGGGCGUGGCGGGGAGGGGAGCCGCCGGGGGGGGAGCGGCCGGGGAAGGGGGAGGGGGAGGGGGGGCUCCCCUCGCGUGGUACGUCAACGGCCAGCUCGCGCCUGAUCUACAGAUACGGAGGGGACUGCACUAUACUUUUAAGGUGUUCGGCGGCAACAACCCGCACUCGGCGCACGAGUACCACCCGCUGAUCGUGUCGGUGGACCCGCGAGGCGGGCUCGAACAGCUGCCCGAGGCCGCACAACGCGCCGUGCGGGUGCUGGCGGGGGUGCACUACACGCGCCGGGGCCGCCUCACUGCCACCGCAGCGGGCCCCCUGUGCCUGGCGUCCCACGCGGCGGGUGCGGACCCGCGACGCGCGUCCGACUUCGCCACCUUCCGCGCCUUCAACCGCACGCUGCAGUGGAGCUGCGCCGCCGGACCCGCCGCGGAACUGCAAGUCGCCCCCAACGACACCUGGCCCGACCUCGUGUACUACAACUCCUUCACGCACGCCGGUAUGGGCGGACGUAUCUUCGUGGUGGACCGGCCGAAACGCAACCUCAACAAGAAGGGCAACGGCGCGGCGCUCGCCGGCGCCAGCCUGGCGCCGCUGCUGCUGGGAGCGCUCGUCGCCGCCGCGAGGCUGUAGUGUAGAGACAUGUGUACAACUGUACACGACCCGCGAGUCGAGGCUUCAUCGACUUUCGUCCUCCUUAUAGCGUAAGAGCUUCUUGCAUCCGUCCACUAGUUUUAAGUAUUACUCGUACAUCACAACCAGAGAUUCAACGUUGAUCCUAGGGGCGAUUUGAAAAUUGGCGAUAAACCAUGUAAGAACAGACAUUGAAUUGCGGAAUUAGGCUGUUUGGCCGUGACGUGACAGCAAUUUAAUAUAUGUAUAGGUAGCGAAUAUUUCGUAGAGGCGUGGGUUGUACAAUGUAGUGAGUUGUGAAAUUGCAUGGAGAAAUUAUGAAUGAAUUCAUUGAUAAAUUCGCCAUUCACUUUUACGGCUGAUGGUAUAUACAUACCACAUACGCACGCACCUACUUACAUAUUACUCGUAAAAUAUCGUGUCAUCAUUGUACACAGUCGACGUCAAAGAUAUGUUUACAUGUGGCGCCUUAUUCCAUUAUUACAAAGAAAGAAGAAGCAAAAGUAUAAAUAUAAAUAUCUUCGACGUCGACUAUAGGUACUUCCAUUAAUAUGUGGACAACACCGUAUUGUAUUAGGUACUCGUAUAUUAAUUCGUCUUUGAAAUUAUACACGUUUUGUUACGUAAUAUCUAAAUAACAUGUAUUGGUUUCUAUGGUUUCUAUUAAAACGUCUUCUCAUCUUGCCUUUUAAUAAUGAGGUCGCGAGCGUGCGUCGCCGGUAAUAUAUGAAGGGAAGGGGCAGUUUUUAAAAAUUCAUCAAAAAAUUGUGGUAAAUUAUACAAAUUGAUGUAUAAGAAUAGUUUCAGCAUAUGUUGUAGAUUGUUUAAGUAUCAAAAUUACGUCGAAAAUAAGUUGAUUUUUGAGUAGAGUUUUGAGGUCAUUUCUGGAGAAAAUUUAAUUCGUUUAACUUUCAUUUCCUCGAAAUGUAAUCUGAUAAAAGUCAAGUACAGAAUAUUUGUAAUACAAAUUUACCAUUUUUAGCAGUGCAAACUUUACGAAAUUUACAAAUAAGAGCGACAAAAUCAGUGCUUUACGCGCGUUUACCUUAACGUCCAUCGGAAAAAAAAUUAUUACUAAUUUUGUCUGUUUUCAAAAUAUUUAUCUGAUAAAAGGCAAGAUAAGAAGACGUGCUAAUAGAAACCAGUACUUGUUAUUUCAAUUAGGUAACAAAAGGUGUACAAUUUCAUCGACGAAAUCUAUCAAUUUUACAUUUUUGCGACUAAAAUCGACACCAGCCUCUUAAGGCCAUGUCAGCUCAUGUGUAUGUACAUAUUUAUUGGCAAAUUAGUCGCAUCGGUAUUUUAGAAUGUGACUUAUUUAUGUCAUUUAUAAUUUACGUUGCGUUUUAGAUUUUAAGGUUUGA
This is a messenger RNA of Cydia strobilella, 3586 nucleotides long. RefSeq names its product protein Skeletor, isoforms B/C (gene knk). The coding region runs from base 147 to 2222 and encodes 691 amino acids. NCBI's taxonomy places the organism in Eukaryota, Metazoa, Arthropoda, Insecta, Lepidoptera, Tortricidae. The transcript is spliced from 15 exons. The record is from RefSeq and is a predicted model, not a curated record.